AUGACUCUCCUGCGCACCUCGGAAGUACAGCUCGUCACAUGCUUGUGCGUCUCACAACUCGCCCUGAGCAGCACAGCCCCUUUCUCCAUCGCACCAACAAUUCCCAACUUUUUCCGGGCUCCAGAACUCGAGUGCGCCCCAACCGUGUGGCGGCGCCGAGGUCUGCCCGGCGAUCCGCGGAGGCAGGGGCAGGACUGGGCGGGGGGCGCGCCGCUCCGGCUAGGGGGUCGCCCCAGACAGCGCACGCUGCCUCCUGCGACCCAGGCCAGCAGCCCGGGAGCCGGCCGAGUGCAGGCCGGGGAGCCGCGGCCCGGCCGCCCGGAGAGAGAAUGCGGCCGGCUGGGAACCCCAGCGGGGCGCGUCCGGCCAGGGCGACACGAAGGCCGAGCGGGAGUCCGGCUCGACCCGAGGCCGCCCUCACCCGACCGCGCUUACCCGGCUCCACGGGACCCGAGCACCAUCGCCGCCGUCGCCACCGCCUCACACAAAGGCCCCGGCCCGCCGUGCCCGGCCCGACGAGGAGGCGGCGCCGCCGGCCGCGGCCAGACUCUCCAUCCGCCGAGCCGCUCGCCGCGCCGGCCCGGGCCGCCCCCGCCGCCCGGCCCGCAGCGCCCCCCGCCGUCCCGGAGGAGGCAGCGCCCCCCGCCGCACGGGAGGAAGCAGCGCCCCCCGACGGCCGGGCGGAGCCCCUCGCUGAGGUGCCUGAAGAGGGAAAAUCCAAGUUGA
Messenger RNA from Meriones unguiculatus (Mongolian gerbil), 726 nucleotides. RefSeq names its product proline-rich proteoglycan 2-like. The record is from RefSeq and is a predicted model, not a curated record. Lineage: Eukaryota; Metazoa; Chordata; Mammalia; Rodentia; Muridae. The transcript has 3 exons. Bases 1 to 726 code for a protein of 241 amino acids.